Messenger RNA from Tachyglossus aculeatus (Australian echidna), 2111 nucleotides. It is a transcript of the gene MTA2, whose product is annotated as metastasis associated 1 family member 2. Gene Ontology annotation, cellular component: NuRD complex; nucleoplasm. Lineage: Eukaryota; Metazoa; Chordata; Mammalia; Monotremata; Tachyglossidae. Gene Ontology annotation, molecular function: sequence-specific DNA binding; transcription corepressor activity; histone deacetylase binding. The record is from RefSeq and is a predicted model, not a curated record. The transcript is spliced from 18 exons. The coding region runs from base 71 to 2080 and encodes 669 amino acids. Gene Ontology annotation, biological process: negative regulation of transcription by RNA polymerase II.
ACGGGAGGAGGAAGAAGAAGAAGAAGAGGAGGAGGAGGAGGAGGCGGCCCCCAUUGUGCGUCCGGCGGCCAUGGCGGCCAAUAUGUACCGGGUCGGGGAUUACGUCUAUUUCGAGAACUCCUCCAGCAACCCUUACCUGGUGAGACGGAUCGAAGAGCUCAACAAGACCGCCAAUGGGAACGUGGAGGCCAAGGUGGUCUGCCUCUUCCGCCGCAGGGACAUCUCCAGCAGCCUCAACAGCCUGGCGGACAGCAACGCCCGGGAAUUCGAAGAGGAGUCGAAGCAGCCGGGAGUGUCGGAGCAGCAGAGGCACCAGCUGAAGCACCGGGAACUCUUCCUCUCCCGCCAGUUUGAAUCUCUGCCGGCCACCCACAUACGGGGGAAGUGCAGCGUGACCCUUCUGAAUGAGACGGACAUCCUGAGCCAGUAUCUGGAGAAGGAGGACUGCUUCUUCUACUCCUUGGUGUUCGACCCGGUGCAGAAGACCCUUCUGGCGGACCAGGGGGAGAUCCGCGUGGGCUGCAAGUACCAGGCCGAGAUCCCGGAUCGAUUGGCCGAGGGUGAGUCCGACAACCGCAACCAGCAGAAGAUGGAGAUGAAGGUCUGGGAUCCAGACAACCCGCUGACGGACCGGCAGAUCGAUCAGUUCCUCGUCGUGGCCCGAGCCGUGGGAACCUUUGCCCGGGCGCUGGACUGCAGCAGCUCCAUCCGCCAACCCAGUCUGCACAUGAGCGCGGCCGCCGCCUCCCGAGACAUCACUCUGUUUCACGCGAUGGACACGCUGCAGCGCAACGGGUACGACCUGGCCAAGGCCAUGUCCACCCUGGUGCCCCAGGGAGGCCCCGUCCUGUGCCGCGACGAGAUGGAAGAGUGGUCGGCCUCGGAGGCCAUGCUCUUCGAGGAAGCGCUGGAGAAGUACGGCAAGGACUUCAACGACAUCCGCCAGGACUUUCUUCCCUGGAAGUCCCUGGCCAGCAUCGUCCAGUUUUAUUACAUGUGGAAGACCACCGACCGGUACAUCCAGCAGAAAAGGUUGAAGGCCGCCGAAGCCGACAGCAAACUGAAGCAGGUCUACAUCCCGACCUACACCAAGCCGAACCCGAACCAGAUCAUCUCCGUGGGGUCCAAACCGGGCAUGAACGGGGCGGGAUUCCAGAAGGGGUUGACUUGCGAGAGCUGCCACACCACCCAGUCGGCGCAGUGGUACGCGUGGGGCCCGCCCAACAUGCAGUGCCGGCUCUGCGCUUCCUGUUGGAUCUACUGGAAGAAGUACGGGGGGCUGAAGACGCCCACGCAGCUGGAGGGAGCGGCCCGGGCCGCCACGGAGCCUCAUUCGAGGGGCCACCUGUCGCGACCCGAGGCCCAGAGCCUCUCGCCCUACACGACCAGCGCCAACCGGGCCAAGCUCCUGGCCAAGAACCGGCAGACGUUCCUGCUGCAGACCACCAAGCUGACCCGCCUGGCUCGGCGCAUGUGCAGGGACCUGCUGCAGCCCCGCAGGGCGGCCCGCCGCCCCUACGCCCCCAUCAACGCCAACGCCAUCAAGGCCGAGUGCUCCAUCCGACUCCCCAAGGCCGCCAAGACGCCUCUGAAGAUUCACCCCCUGGUGCGGCUGCCCCUGGCAACCAUCGUCAAGGACCUGGCGGCCCAGGCUCCGCUGAAACCAAAAACCCCCCGGGGCACCAAGACGCCCAUCAACAGGAACCAAAUGACUCAGAACCGGGGGCUCGGAGGCAUUGUGGUGAAGCGAGCCUACGACAGCGUGGUUGGGGCCGGCGUCCCAUUCUCAGCCAACGGGAGACCGCUGGCCUCGGGAAUGCGCUCCAGUUCCCAGCCGGUGGCCAAGAGGCAGAAGCUGAAUCCGGCCGACGCUCCGAACCCGGUGGUGUUCGUCGCCACGAAAGACACCAGGGCCCUGCGGAAGGCCUUAACUCACCUGGAGAUGCGGCGAGCCGCUCGCCGGCCCAAUUUGCCCCUGAAGGUGAAGCCGCCGCCGCUGCCUCCGUCCCGACCCCCGAUCCCUCCACCUGUGGCCCCGCACCCCGCCAGCACCAACGAGCCCAUCGUCCUGGAGGAUUGAGCAUCCCGGGGGUGGGGGGGGGGGAGGAAAG